AUGUUGAUCCUGAUCUCUAUCAGCGAAUUGUGGCUGACUAUGAGGAUGCUGCUGUCUUCAUCGACCCAGAGAGAGUGCGACUCUUCCCAAUCUCAGCCACUCACUUUCGUGAUGGCCUCUCUCUUCGUCCGUACCAGGAAGACGGCGUCAGGUGGAUUGGAUUCCUCUUCAAAUUCAACUUGGGUGGAAUUCUGGCUGAUGACAUGGGAUUGGGAAAGACAGUCCAAGUUCUGGCCUAUUUGGCUACGGUAG
Molecule: messenger RNA, 252 nt
Organism: Enterospora canceri
Lineage: Eukaryota; Fungi; Microsporidia; Enterocytozoonidae
Source: the annotation of a GenBank genome assembly